Drosophila busckii is the source of this 754-nucleotide messenger RNA. Its product is annotated as V-type proton ATPase 16 kDa proteolipid subunit-like. The transcript has a single exon. Gene Ontology annotation, molecular function: proton-transporting ATPase activity, rotational mechanism. Lineage: Eukaryota; Metazoa; Arthropoda; Insecta; Diptera; Drosophilidae. The record is from RefSeq and is a predicted model, not a curated record. Bases 78 to 560 code for a protein of 160 amino acids. Gene Ontology annotation, cellular component: proton-transporting V-type ATPase, V0 domain. Gene Ontology annotation, biological process: proton transmembrane transport.
GCUAAGUCUUUAUUGUAAGCUGUCUAUACAAUUUGUUGUGUGUGUUUAAAAAAAAGUCGAGAAAUUUUACUAUAAAAAUGGCGGAGGGUGAUGCGGAAGCUAGCGUAGAUACGCCGCCGUAUGCUGUAUUCUACUGCGUUAUAGGUGCCGUCUCAGCGAUUGUGUUUACCACUCUGGGCGCUGCAUAUGGCACAGCCAAGUCUGGCGUGGGCAUAGCUUCCAUGUCUCAGAAGCAUCCGGAGCUCAUUAUGAAAGCCAUUAUUCCAGUUGUCAUGGCUGGCAUCAUUGCAAUCUACGGCCUGGUUGUUGCCGUGCUGCUGGCGGGCUCACUUACUAAAUUCUACAAAAGCUACCAUGGAUUUCUCAAUCUGAGCGCUGGACUAGCUGUGGGUCUUUCGGGCUUGGCAGCAGGCAUAACCAUUGGCGUUGUGGGCGAUGCUGGCGUGCGUGCUGCUGCUGAACAAUCAAGACUAUUUGUUGGCAUUAUACUGAUUUUGAUUUUUGCCGAAGUGCUGGCACUUUAUGGGCUCAUUGUGGCUAUCUAUCUGUAUACCAAGUAAAAACAGUUGAUUGAGAGUUUAUCUUGUUUAUUUUUGGAUCAUUUAUAGGGGUUUACAUAGUAUGUGCUUAUCAUAUUGUCUUGUUAAUUGAAUGUUUAUAUUUUAGGUCUUAUCUACCGCUUUAAAUUUCUUAUGCUGGCCACGCUCCUUUGCGCUGGAUUAACCGUUGCCGGCUUUUUUAUGCGCCAAAUGAA